This is a messenger RNA of Mollisia scopiformis, 1246 nucleotides long. RefSeq lists its product as uncharacterized. Gene Ontology annotation, molecular function: protein binding. The transcript is spliced from 3 exons. The coding region runs from base 1 to 1035 and encodes 344 amino acids. Lineage: Eukaryota; Fungi; Ascomycota; Leotiomycetes; Helotiales; Mollisiaceae. The record is from RefSeq and is a predicted model, not a curated record.
AUGGCCCCCGAAAAGCAAAUCUUCGAUCCAGAUGGAGACUUGACAUUUAUCCUCCCGAGCUCGUCAUCAACCACAACACCAGACACAACAUCAUCCACGACCCGUGGCUCAUCGAGAAAACACAAAGCUCCCACGAAAGAAGAACACGUCCAUAUGCAAGUGUCUUCCAAGCACAUGAUGCUCGCGUCACCUGUGUUCAAAGCAAUGCUCACAAACUCAUUCCAAGAGGGCAACGCGUUGCGUGAGGCUGGAAAAGUUGACAUCCCGCUCCCUGAUGAUGAUCCAGUUGUCUUUACCAUCAUUCUGGAUAUCAUCCAUAAUCGUGGACGACGCGUGCCGAAGGUUGUCCCUCUCAAGCUGCUUGCUCUGCUGUCCGCGGUUGUCGACAAGUAUCAGAUCCAGGAGCCGGUUGCGGUCUUCUCCGAUAGUUGGAUCAAAGAAGCCACUGAAGAAAUGAGCGCAAAGAGACCAGAUGAAUUGAUGAUGUGGCUCAGCAUCGCCUGGGUGUUCCGUCAUGAUGAAAAGUUCGAGGAAGUUACGGGAAUCUUGCUUCGAAACAGCACCCCCGCCUUCUUCAAGAAUCUAGAUGAAGGUAUUCCAAUACCCCAUACCGUACUUGAUGCCAUACAAUGUCGCAGAGUCGAGACACUCCAGGCCAUAUAUAAGGUGUUGGAAUAUUUCAUAAACCUCUUGGAGAAGUCGAGUCCAAAAUCGGUUUGCGCUUCAGCACGCGGUCAAGUAUUCGAAAGAGACUGCGAUGCCAUGCUUCUUGGAUGCUUGCUCAAAGCCUGUACAGAGGCGAGCAUUUGGCCAGCGCCCGAACCUCCAUAUGAAGGACAUUCGAUUCGUUCCCUACAGAUGCACAUGGAGCCAUUGAAAUUGAGAAGUUUGUGCGACUAUAUCAAUGUUCAAGGACCCGACCUUACACCGGCUACAUCUGGUUACGGCCAUUAUGCUGCGUCAGCGAUCCGCCUCCGUGUCAAAGGGGUGGUACAAAACUUGAAGGAUUUCACGUUGGAGGAUUUUCUGCCUUGAGAUGUUGCAACGUAUAAGUUCGGCGAAAAUCCUUCAAUGCAUGGAAUAUUGUUCUCGGAGAGGAAAUUGGGUCAAAUAUUGACAUACUGGCUGGAACGAACUCAUGUCUCCCCCGUUGCAAUAGCUUCCUUCGUCCUUAGCAAUUGGACGAGUCAUCCAAAUCACCAAACUCCAUAACUUAGCUGCCACCAAUGGCAAGCGAAUCAAUCAA